AUGGAUAAAGACAUACUUUCAAAUAUUUUCAAGAAGCUCGACGUAGUGGACGUUAUCAUGGGAGCAUCACGAGUGUGCAUCACAUGGUUCCUUGCCUCUCACAACAAAACUAUAUGGAACACCAUCAAACUCAACGAUCUUGAUUCAAUCAUUUUGGAUAACCCUUUCAGCCCUAAUCUUCAGGCUAGUGAUAGUCGAUACCAGCUCAGGAAGAUCUUAGCUGAGAUCAACAAAUUCGCCCGUACUAUCCCGAAUUCUUUUUUCUUCAACGUAUAUUGCAGUGUAGCAGAAGAGGACCUUGCGAUCAUUUCUAAUGGGAUGCCGAACAUCCAAAAACUUGCAUUACCAACGUGGACAUCUCUAGAUAUAAAUUCAAUUCAGUCAGCCUUUAGUAAAUGGCAGAAUCUUCAAACGUUGAUUAUUCACCCAUUUAUAUCAAUGACGGUACGUGAAGUCUCCAGCGUUGAGCUUCAAGACUUGGGAGAAAACUGUAGAAAUCUUACAACCAUGAAAUUUACUGCUAUGUUGAGCAAAGACCUUGCCAAUAUAAUUGUAUGCAAUUUUCCGAGCCUCGAGCGACUGAGCUUUCGAUGCAAUUAUGCAUGUAUAGAUGCAUCAAUAUCGCUCAUCAUUGGCCUUCCAAACCUAAGGAUAUUUAAUCUUUCACAUUGUAUUUUUACGCAAAAUACCGGAACUGGUAAGUCGUGUAUAUUAGGAAUGAGACCUAAGGACGAACUUGUACAAGCCGGCACUAAAAAGCUUGUCUGUUUAUGGUGUGUUGUUCGGACUGUACAAUUUGCCAGGAUGUAUGGAAACACGCGAAUAAUCCAAACCGUUACGGGCUCGAGUUUCGUUAUGUUAAGGAAGAACGGUGGAAAACAGAUGAGAUAA
Messenger RNA from Brassica oleracea var. oleracea, 891 nucleotides. RefSeq names its product putative F-box protein At4g11580. Gene Ontology annotation, molecular function: protein binding. Bases 1 to 891 code for a protein of 296 amino acids. The transcript has 2 exons. Lineage: Eukaryota; Viridiplantae; Streptophyta; Magnoliopsida; Brassicales; Brassicaceae. The record is from RefSeq and is a predicted model, not a curated record.